This is a messenger RNA of Gongylonema pulchrum, 228 nucleotides long. NCBI's taxonomy places the organism in Eukaryota, Metazoa, Nematoda, Chromadorea, Rhabditida, Gongylonematidae. The record is from the annotation of a GenBank genome assembly.
AUGCAGCUGGCCAAUGCCGCUUCUGAUGAUGCUGCUGCUGCACCAGAAAGCCACGAUCGUUGUCUGAGUGCACUCGGUAACCUGAAGGAGCAGAUCCAGAAAGUAAACGAGGAGGCAUACACACGCGCCGAGAAGAUCGACGAUGCAAAACUCAUGUAUUCCUACGGACGCCUCAAGGGCAUCAUCAACAAGUGGGAGCGCAUGGGGAAACCGGGGAGCAGCGCAUAA